Schistocerca gregaria is the source of this 4342-nucleotide messenger RNA. RefSeq names its product dosage compensation regulator (gene mle). The transcript is spliced from 25 exons. The record is from RefSeq and is a predicted model, not a curated record. Gene Ontology annotation, molecular function: double-stranded RNA binding; 3'-5' DNA helicase activity; ATP binding. Gene Ontology annotation, biological process: positive regulation of transcription by RNA polymerase II; regulation of mRNA processing. Bases 230 to 3985 code for a protein of 1251 amino acids. Gene Ontology annotation, cellular component: ribonucleoprotein complex; nucleolus; intracellular anatomical structure. NCBI's taxonomy places the organism in Eukaryota, Metazoa, Arthropoda, Insecta, Orthoptera, Acrididae.
GAGGAAGAGAACAUUGGUGACGCAGGGGUAUCAUCUUUAUUUAUGACCUCUUUGAAGUGUGGUGAUGAUUGCUGUAGCGUUGUUGCUUGUUAGGUACUGCGGCGUAAGAUUGUGAUUUGUCUUCUACCGUAUAAGUCGACAGGUUGUAUUGUGAAUAGCAGGAUCUGCGGAUCCGGUGUCCUGUACAUUGCUUGAUUAUUGUUAAGUUACAGGUAAAAAUAAACAGUAAAUGAGUACAUCAGAAGUAAGCAGCAAUGAGGGUGCGCCCCAGAAACUUACAUCUAAGGCACUUAAGGCAUCUGCAAUUGCAACAAUGGACAUAAAAUCCUUUCUUCAUCAUUUGUGCAACAAGCGAAAAACUGAACCUCAGUUUGAGGUUAGGUUAACAGGACCUAGGCACCGGCAAAGGUUUCUUUGUGAAGUUCGUGUUGAGGGAUUUGAUUAUGUUGGUGCUGGAAACUCAACAAACAAGAAAGAUGCACAAGUUAACGCUGCAAGAGACUUUGUACAGUACUUAGUACGUCAAGGAAUUGUAAAUGCAAAGGAUGUACCUGCAGAUGUUGGCCUUCCUGCAGCAGCAGCAGCAGCUGCAGAGGUGAAGGAGGAGGCUGAUGGACAUAAGCAGCCUGCCGGUCCAGUUCACCAAGUUUUCCAGCCAGGAAUGGGUCCAAGUGAGUUUGGAGAGGCUUACAGGCCUUACAACAGGGAAGGUCCUUUCACUGUAAUUGACAGGAUAGCUGAGCAGAAAAAAGUUGAAGAGGCUGAGGAAUUGGAUGUCAAUGCAAGCAUACAUGGGAACUGGACUCUGGAAAAUGCAAAAUCAAAACUUCAUCAGUUUUUGCAGAUGAAUCGACUUCAGGCAGACUAUAAAUAUACUCCUGUAGGACCAGAUCAUACAAGGAGUUUCGUUGCUGAGAUGAGCUUUUACGUGAAGCAGCUUGGCCGAACUGUUACAGGAAGAGAGACAGGAUCAAACAAACAGUCGGCUUCCAAAAGCUGUGCCUUGUCCAUUGUGCGGCAGCUAUUCCAUUUGGGUGUGAUCGAAGCAUUCAGUGGGACACUUAAAAGAAAUAAAGAAACAGAACAAUUACCACCAUAUGAAGUUAAUAUCAGUCCUGAGCUGGAAUCUCAGAUAUUUGAUGUUCUUGAUGGAUUAAAUAUAAAACCAGUUAAUUUACCUGCAAGUUCAGAAAAUCCUGUGUCCUUGGUUACUGAUCAUGUUCUUGAAGAAUUCAUUACUGCAAAACCUCAGUCUGCUGGUGUAGUGCCUUGGUCUCCACCGCAACCAAAUUGGAAUGCCUGGACCAGCUGUAAUAUUGAUGAAGGACCCUUAGCAACUGCUAACAUGGAUGGAGUGAGUGAAGACCUACAGAAAAGUUUUCGGGAAAGAAUGCAAAAUGAUACUGCUCUACAGAAUAUGGUAAAAGAACGUAACACAUUGCCUGUUGCGUCAUGUAAAUCUCAGAUAAUGGAGGCCAUUAAUGAACAUCCUGUGGUCAUUAUUAGGGGCAACACAGGUUGUGGAAAGACCACACAGGUUUGUCAGUAUAUUCUGGAUGACUAUAUUCAGGCAGGUCAGGGAGCAUAUUGUAAUAUAGUUAUAACCCAGCCUCGUCGAAUUUCUGCUGUUUCUGUAGCAGAUCGUGUUUCUAAUGAACGAGGAGAACCGUUGGGAAAUAGUGUGGGCUAUAGUGUGAGAUUUGAAUCCUGUCUGCCUCGUCCAUAUGGAGCAAUUAUGUUCUGUACAGUUGGAGUUCUGCUAAGGAAGCUGGAAAAUGGCCUGCGAGGUGUAUCUCAUGUAAUUGUUGAUGAAAUUCAUGAAAGAGAUGUCAACUCAGACUUCAUAAUGGUUGUGUUAAGGGACAUGAUCCAUACAUACCCUGAUCUCAGACUUAUUCUCAUGUCAGCAACGAUUGAUACAACACUUUUUAGCGAGUAUUUCAACAACUGUCCAGUAAUUGAAAUUCCUGGGCGAGCUUACCCAGUACAAGAGUAUUUCCUUGAGGAUAGCAUACAAAUGUUAAAUUUUGUUCCACCACUGGACAAUCGCAAGAAACGUAAAGACAAAGAUGAUUCUGAAUUAACUGGCGAGGAUCAGGAUGAAAACUUAAAUAAAGUGAUAUCAAAUGAAUACUCACCACAGACACGGAAUGCUAUGGCACAGCUUAGUGAGAAGGAAAUAAGUUUUGAACUUAUAGAGGGACUGCUGAAAUACAUUAAAGGACUGGAUAUUCCUGGAGCUGUAUUAAUUUUUCUUCCUGGAUGGAAUUUAAUAUUUGCUCUGAUGCGGCAUUUGCAGCAGCAUCCUGUGUUCGGAGGCUCUGCAUAUUCAAUAAUACCAUUGCACUCACAGCUGCCAAGAGAAGACCAGCGCCGUGUAUUUGAGCCUGUUCCAGAUGGUGUUACAAAGAUAAUUCUUUCAACGAAUAUAGCAGAGACGUCAAUCACCAUUAAUGAUGUCGUAUUUGUGAUUGACAGUGGCAAAGCAAAAAUGAAGUUAUUUACGUCACAUAAUAAUAUGACUAACUAUGCAACUGUUUGGGCAUCGAAAACUAAUUUAGAGCAACGAAAGGGAAGAGCUGGUCGUGUUCGACCUGGCUUCUGCUUCCAUUUAUUGAGCAAGGCUCGCUUUGAAAAAUUGGAUGAGCAUAUGACGCCAGAAAUGUUCCGUACUCCUUUACACGAGUUGGCACUGUCAAUAAAACUACUACGUUUGGGAGCAAUAGCACAGUUUCUUAGCAAGGCAAUUCAGCCUCCACCUAUUGAUGCUGUAAUUGAAGCUGAAGUCUUGCUUAGAGAAAUGAAGUGCUUAGAUAAAAAUGAUGAACUUACUCCAUUGGGCCGAAUACUGGCUAAGUUGCCUAUUGAGCCAAGACUUGGUAAGAUGAUGAUACUGGGGAAUAUGUUUUUCUGUGGUGAUGCACUAGCAACCAUGGCCGCCAACAGCUCGACCUUUCCAGAAGUGUUUGUUACUGGCAUGGACAAUCGCCGUUUGACAUACCAACAAAAAGCAUUUGCUGGUGGUAGGCAUUCAGAUCAUAUUGCUAUGCUCAAUGCAUUCCAAGCAUGGGAAGAUGUACGCAUGAAUGGUGAACAAGCUGAAAUCGCUUUUUGUGAGCACAAGUUGUUGUCGAUGCCCACAUUACGUGUAACAUGGGAGGCAAAGAAUCAGCUUAAGGAUUUACUGCAGUCAAUUGGGUUUCCAGAGGAAUCAAUGGCUCCUCAGCCUCUGAACUUCAGUGGACCUGACCCAAAACUUGAUAUGGUAACAGCCCUGAUGUGUAUGGGGUUGUACCCAAAUGUGUGCUAUCAUAAGGAUAAGAGGAAGGUACUGACAACUGAAUCCAAAGCUGCUCUUAUCCAUAAGACGUCUGUAAACUGCAGCAACUUUGAACAGAAAUUUCCUUUCCCUUUCUUUGUAUUUGGAGAAAAGAUUCGAACAAGGGCUGUUUCAUGUAAACAGACGACCAUGGUGACACCUAUUCAUUUGCUGUUAUUUGGCUCCAGAAAGGUUGAAUUCGUCGAGAACAUCAUACGCUUAGACAACUGGAUUAAUUUGAAGAUAAAACCAGAGAUAGCUGCUGCAAUUGUUGCACUGCGGCCGGCAUUGGAAGCCCUAGUGGUAAGAGCUGCUAAAGAUCCAGAAACAAUCACAGAAUUGUCACCACUUGAUGAGAAGGUGAUGAAUGUACUUAAGCAGCUGUGUAGGAUGAAUGCUGGUCGUCACAACAUGGAUCAAGUGUCAACUGGCGGGAUGCCUUCCAGAAGACCACCUCGUGGUCACACAUUUGGUUUUGAUGGGCCACCACCAAAAAUGAUGCGUGGUAAUUUCAACAAUGGUGGCAUGUCUAGAGGUGGUCCGUAUGGAGGUGGUUACAGAGGCGGCGGUGGUGGUGGUGGUUUCAGAGGUCGUGGCUAUGGGUUCCAAGGCCCAGACAGAGGGGGCUUCAGAGGUGGACGAGGAGGAUAUUUUGGAAAUCGUUGAUCAGGCAUCUGAUGUAAACCAGCCAAUCCAUGUUUUGAAAAUCAGAUGUCAAGAAUAUUCUAAAAUAAACAUUCCCAUGGAUUCUUCCUCCCUCAUGCUAAUGCUGUUAAAGCUGCAUUGCCCUUCGGUGAGGGGAAUUGUCUGUAUACAAUAAUAGUGUAAAUGUUCAUCAUGACAUUUCAAGAAUUAACUGUGCUGUAUCUGAACUUUAAGUUAAACUAAAUUGCUCCAUUGUGAUGUAGGUUACUUAAAAAUAAUUUUGAACUGAAAGUUCCCAUGAAAAUUAUAUUUUAUUUAUUGACAUUAAUAUCAUGUAAUAUGACAUUUAAUUGUAAUAAAAAAAAUUACCUAAUUUCA